GAAGUUGAAGGACGUUUCCUGCUCACGCUGAUGUCGGACAAAAUGGCGGCAUUGCGGACGGUCGUGACUCCGUCCAGGUGUGAACUCCGGCUCUUCUCCUGUAGGUUAAUCAGAAGCUAUUUCAGCUCAGACUCCAGCGCGACCUCCGGCAGCGACCAGCCCGCCGACAGACCCAAAUCCGGCUUCGCUGCCGCCUUCGACCUACAGUCGGAGCUCCGGCGGGAGGGGGCCAGCGUCGCGGCCGACCUCGGAGGCUCUUCCUCCGACCAGGUCGUAAGCUUCGCCUCGCUGCUGCGCCGGUCACCGCUGAUCCAGAUGGGACCGGCCAAGGACAGAUUGGUGGUCGGGAGAAUCUUCCAUGUGGUCCAGGACGAUCUGUACAUCGACUUCGGCGGCAAGUUCCACUGUGUGUGCCGGCGGCCCGCGGACGGAGGAGAGAAGCUGCAGCGGGGCAGCAGAGUCCGUCUGCGGCUGCAGGACGUGGAGCUCACAGCCCGUUUUUUGGGGGCCAAAACCGACACCACGCUGCUGGAGGCCCAGGCCGUGUUACUGGGCCCGCUGGAGGGACGGGAAAACCAGAACCGGGACUGAGCAGGCAGGCUGUGUGAGCCUGCUUAGGUUAAAUCAGAAGUUUUCUAAAGGCAGUCUGGCAGCGCCAAGCCCGAGACUGGAGGAAAAAGGCCAGACAUUUCUGUUUGUGUUGUUCGUGAUUAACUGUGGAGGCGGGAAAACUGCGCAGCUGCAGAUAUCACUGAUGUGUGUGAUGCUUUGGACUCUGGACUGCAGCUGUGAUCCGUGAGGACCAGCUGUCAUUCAAAUAAUAAAAGUUAAAGUAA
This is a messenger RNA of Toxotes jaculatrix (banded archerfish), 836 nucleotides long. It is a transcript of the gene mrps28, whose product is annotated as mitochondrial ribosomal protein S28. The coding region runs from base 31 to 591 and encodes 186 amino acids. The record is from RefSeq and is a predicted model, not a curated record. NCBI's taxonomy places the organism in Eukaryota, Metazoa, Chordata, Actinopteri, Toxotidae. Gene Ontology annotation, cellular component: mitochondrial small ribosomal subunit. The transcript has a single exon.